GCAGUGAUCUGCCGCGCUCAGGCAGGGUUAGUGGGCCGGCGGCUGUCCUCUGUCCCCAGUGCAGUGUAAGUCCUGUAUAGACGGCGGUCUGUGGUUUGUCCGACACGGGCUAUGCUCGGAAAAUCUGGCGCACGUCGGACAUUUCGCUGGCUGUCUUUCCUGACCUGUCCUCGUGAGUCAUGAACUGUUGCCGACUAUCACCUUUCCAAUCUGCUGGCCUCUCCGUCCGACUUGCUUUUCCGUCAAAUCACAAUCAGCUAUUUCCACCCUCUCUGUGGCUCUCUGUCUGAUCUUCUGUCCCGUCCGCGCUCAUGUCCUGUCCUGUCCUGUCCUGUUCGCCCUUCCCGGGUACACCAGUCUGAGCGCGUGCACCCAUACCUCGGGCCUGCACCAUCACACCACCAGCGGCACCAAUGGCCUGCGGAGGGCACCAAUGGCCUGCGAACGCCAGUGUAAACAGUCGGGACACGGCAGGGUCGAGCGCGCGCUGGUGUCGCCGGCGGCAGAGCGCUCUCUGUGUCUGCCGCGCAGCCGUCGACCGGAGAGCAUCGGACAGAGGACCCACCAACGGCGGGCCCCACAUGAGGGCGGUGCUGGCACCAAUGGUGGCGGCAGGCAUUUCCAGUCUGCUGCUGGUGUACGGCAUCACCCUAUUCACAAUCACCCUGAGCAGAGGGCAGCUGUUCCUGAGGGCGGUGCCGCGCAGCAUUCAGCUCGGCGACAACGAGACGACAGCCCUGAUCAAGCAAUGCUACGGCGUGUACGGCUGUUUCGCCAUCACAAAUGAAUGGAUCUCACUGUCGCGACCCAUCAGUGUGCUACCCCAGUCUCCGAAGACGCUCAACGUCAAAUUCUGUCUGUUCACGCCCGAGAACCCGACAGAAUGUCAGCGGAUGUACGACCAUGACAUCGAAUCCAUUCAGUCGUCGUCAUUCAUGGCUGACGCGCCUGUCAAGUUCAUAGUGCACGGCUACUUGGACUCGGGAGAAAAGCGCUGGAUCAAGAGAAUGGUGGCGGCGCUGCUGGACCACCAGCCGAUGAACGUGCUGGUUGUAGACUGGGUGGGCGGCUCCGGACCGCCCUACACACAGGCCGUGGCCAACAUCCGACUAGUCGGAGCCAUCGUCGGACGAUUCAUACAGAUAUUACACAAGCUGCACGGCACGCCGUCCAAUCAGAUGCACGUCAUCGGCCACAGUCUGGGGGCCCACCUGGCCGGAUACGUUGGCGACUUCCUCCACAAGACCAGCAUGAGGCUGGGGCGGAUCACGGGCCUGGACCCUGCCGAGCCGCACUUUGAGAACACGGACCCUGUGGUACGACUGAACCCGACCGACGCCGACUUCGUGGACGUCAUACACACCGAUAGUGGGCCGCUCUUUUCCGGAGGACUGGGGCUGCACCAGCCCAUUGGUCACAUGGACUUCUUCCCAAACGGUGGAAAGAAGCAGCCGGGUUGUGGAACCAGCGUCCUAGACGCCAUCAAAAAGGAAGAGGGAAGCCUCAUAUACGGUUUGAGACGGUUCAUCGGCUGUAACCACCUCCGAGCGUACGAGUUUUUCACCGAGUCCAUCAACAGCGACUGUCCGUUCCUGGCCAUCGAGUGUAACAGUUACGAGCAGUUUGCUGCGGGCGAGUGCGGCCUGUGCUCUCCAAAACUCAGCAACUGCCACCGACUGGGGUACCACGCAGACGCCAAUCUGACCUCAGUGGACCGCGCCCGCAUGCGGCUGCUGAACCGCGAGAGGGUCGACCUGCUGGGCCGACCGCUGGGCGCGCGCACCUUCUACCUGCUGACCGGAAACGACGUGCCCUUCUGCCGGCGCCACUACCGGGUGACGGUGUUCCUGUCCGAUGUGGCGGCCGCCGUCCGUCACGGAGGAGACAUGGGCGCCUUCAAACUGCGCUUCCACAGCGCCAGCAACGUCACCGACUGGCACCGGCUUGGGGAUAGUGACCAGUAUUUCGAGCCGGGUCAGAAGUACGUGCACGUGAGUGCCGUGUCGCUGACGGGCCCGCCGCUGGCCAUUGACCUCGAGUGGUCUCACUCGUCGUUCCUACUGAACCCGCUGACUUGGAGGCUGCUCUCGCGGCCCAUGAUACACGUCAACCGAGUGGUGGCCGUGCACAUGGAGACCCGGGAACGGUUCGUGUUCUGCGGCGAGGACCUGCCUUUGACCUCUGGCCGCUCAGCCCGGCUCCGGUUCAACCCCCGCUGUCGGCCGCAGCGGCCCGCCGGCAUCGGAUCACUGUACGCCACCCUGGCUAACAUCGACAUCGUCGGCGGCGUCGGCAGCAGCGUCAUGGGCCUCGUCGACUCAGACUCUAACGUCAUCCCCACGCGGCGGAGGAGAAGGAGGAGAAGGAGAAGGCGGGGGAGGCACCGAAACAGAGACGGGAAACUGCGGAACAAGUCCCGCCCCAGGAACCGGAGAGUCUGGAAUGGGUUGUAAGGAAACCACUGCCGGGGCGAACUGGUGCUCAGAGUGGGGUUACACUGGUCAAAGCCAUCAGUCGAUAUUACCGUGGUGAGUGGCAUGUGAGGCCAUGCUAGAUCACGCAAAGUGCUCGCCAAAAACUCUGGAAGAGGUGAAAAGUGCAAUAUGUGUUUGGUGCGUGUUUGCGCUCCACGUUAGGGUUGUGUGUCUGGCUACAUGUGUGUAUGUGUGUUAUCGAUGGUCGUAUCUGCGUGUGUUGUGAAAAACGACUUCGACAUAAUUAAGUUGUAAAUAAGGACGAGGCGGCAAAAGUGACAUAAUUACAAUGUCAAAUAAAAGGUUGAAAUAUG
Amphibalanus amphitrite is the source of this 2788-nucleotide messenger RNA. RefSeq names its product pancreatic triacylglycerol lipase-like. Bases 414 to 2453 code for a protein of 679 amino acids. Gene Ontology annotation, biological process: lipid metabolic process. Lineage: Eukaryota; Metazoa; Arthropoda; Thecostraca; Balanomorpha; Balanidae. The record is from RefSeq and is a predicted model, not a curated record. Gene Ontology annotation, molecular function: triacylglycerol lipase activity. The transcript has 12 exons.